CAUUCUUGUGGGGAAAAAGAGCAAAAGAAAAGAGAGAAAUAAUAAGAGAGUACUACAGCUGGUGUACGUAGGUGGCCGGAGGCAGCCAUGGCAGCAGCAAGACAGAUGCUAAUGGAGCAGCAACAAUCACUGCAGGUGCAGCGGGUGAAGAACUCCGGAAUCAUGAGUUGCAAUGGGAGCCCGGUAAUGGAGGACAAGGAAGACGAGAUGUCACGGUCAGCGCUGGCUUUGUUCCGGGCGAAGGAAGAAGAAAUUGAGAGGAAGAAGACGGAGGUUAGAGACAAGGUGCAUGCUCAGUUGGGCCGUGUCGAAGAAGAAACUAAGCGCCUUGCAGAUAUUCGAGAAGAGCUCGAGGCUCUCACAGAUCCAUUGAGGAAGGAAGUUGGAGUCGUUCGCAAGAGGAUAGAUACAGUUAACAAAGAGUUGAAGCCACUGGGCCAAACCUGCCAAAAGAAGGAGAGAGAGUACAAGGAAGCCCUUGAGGCUCUCAAUGAGAAAAGCAAGGAAAAAUCUCAACUAGUUACCAAAUUAAUGGAGCUGGUGAGUGAAAGUGAGAGACUAAGGAUGAAGAAGCUGGAGGAGCUCAGCAAAAAUAUAGAUACCUUGAAAUAAGAUGAGUUAAUAAUAAAGAAAACCAGAUUGGUGUGCUCGAUUGAUCGUGUGGUGUAAUUAGCUAGUGUAGCUAUUUUUGAAUUUUACAUAUUUUCUGAUUUCUUAAUUAAUUUCUCUGUAUUAAUUUCAUGACUGGUUUUCCAUGGGAGGUUUUCUGAUU
Messenger RNA from Corylus avellana, 772 nucleotides. Its product is annotated as RAB6-interacting golgin (DUF662). NCBI's taxonomy places the organism in Eukaryota, Viridiplantae, Streptophyta, Magnoliopsida, Fagales, Betulaceae. The record is from RefSeq and is a predicted model, not a curated record.